CUUUCUCCUCACCGAGUCACAAAGCCAAACCCUAAUUCACGGCCGCCGGAGAUGGGACAAGGUUCUCCCGGCGGGAUGGGCAAGCAGCCCGGCCUCCCGGGCGACCGCAAGCAGGGAGACGGCAAGAAAGAGAAGAAAUAUGAACCACCCGCUGCCCCUUCCCGUGUCGGCCGGAAGCAGAAGCGGCAGAAGGGCUCCGAGGCGGCGGCGCGGCUCCCCGCCGUGGCGCCGCUCUCAAAGUGCCGCCUUCGCCUACUCAAGCUCGAACGCGUCAAGGACUACCUUCUCAUGGAAGAGGAGUUCGUUGCCAGCCAGGAGCGCCUGCGCCCCAGCGAGGAUAAGACGGAGGAGGACCGAUCCAAGGUCGACGACCUCCGCGGCACUCCCAUGAACGUCGGAUCGCUGGAGGAGAUCAUCGACGAGAGCCAUGCCAUCGUCUCCUCGUCCGUCGGUCCCGAGUACUACGUCGGGAUACUUUCCUUCGUUGAUAAGGACCAGCUCGAGCCUGGAUGUGCCAUUCUGAUGCACAACAAGGUUCUGUCAGUGGUUGGUAUUUUGCAAGACGAAGUUGAUCCUAUGGUUUCUGUGAUGAAAGUUGAAAAGGCACCUUUGGAGUCUUAUGCUGACAUUGGUGGCUUGGAUGCUCAAAUUCAAGAAAUCAAAGAAGCAGUUGAACUUCCCUUAACACAUCCUGAGCUAUAUGAGGACAUUGGGAUCAGGCCUCCGAAGGGAGUUAUACUAUAUGGGGAACCUGGAACAGGGAAAACUCUACUCGCAAAGGCUGUUGCCAAUUCUACUUCAGCAACGUUCUUGCGUGUUGUUGGGAGUGAAUUGAUCCAAAAGUACCUUGGUGAUGGUCCCAAGCUUGUUAGAGAAUUGUUCAGGGUGGCUGAUGAUCUUUCUCCUUCAAUUGUCUUUAUUGAUGAGAUUGAUGCUGUUGGGACAAAGAGGUAUGAUGCUCAUUCUGGUGGUGAGCGUGAGAUUCAGAGAACCAUGUUGGAGUUGUUAAAUCAGCUGGAUGGUUUUGAUUCAAGAGGAGAUGUUAAAGUUAUUCUAGCAACAAAUCGUAUUGAAAGUCUUGAUCCAGCCUUGCUUCGCCCAGGUCGAAUUGACAGAAAGAUUGAAUUCCCUUUACCUGAUGUCAAGACUAGGCGGCGCAUCUUCCAGAUACACACAUCGAAAAUGACACUGGCUGAUGAUGUAAACCUAGAAGAGUUUAUUAUGUCAAAAGAUGAGUUUUCAGGUGCUGACAUCAAGGCCAUUUGUACUGAAGCUGGCUUGCUUGCUUUGAGAGAGCGGCGGAUGAAGGUAACGCAUGCAGACUUCAAGAAGGCCAAAGAAAAGGUUAUGUUCAAGAAGAAAGAAGGCGUGCCGGAGGGCCUAUAUAUGUGAGACUCAUCAGCAGCGCUAUUAGUCUUUGUGAGAGAACUGGCGUUUGUAAUCUGCUUAAAUGGUCCGAAAAUGUUUGCUUACAGCAUUUAUUUUGGUUGGAAACACACAACUCAAACAAACAGUUAUCCUAUUAUGAGUACUUGGAUAUAUGAAAUGGCAGCAUCGAGUCAAGAUGAGGUUGAAUGUUGGUUGUCUGUGCAGGCGUGGACAUGUAUGACAAGCAUCCUAGGUUUCAAUCCUAGGUUAAUAUGAUAAUUUUAUUUUUUUAUAUAAAUUGAAGUC
Messenger RNA from Zea mays, 1674 nucleotides. RefSeq names its product 26S protease regulatory subunit 4. Lineage: Eukaryota; Viridiplantae; Streptophyta; Magnoliopsida; Poales; Poaceae. The transcript is spliced from 6 exons. The record is from RefSeq and is marked provisional. Gene Ontology annotation, molecular function: ATP binding; ATP hydrolysis activity. The coding region runs from base 52 to 1392 and encodes 446 amino acids.